This is a messenger RNA of Pterocles gutturalis (yellow-throated sandgrouse), 417 nucleotides long. RefSeq names its product F-box only protein 42-like. The record is from RefSeq and is a predicted model, not a curated record. Bases 1 to 417 code for a protein of 138 amino acids. NCBI's taxonomy places the organism in Eukaryota, Metazoa, Chordata, Aves, Pterocliformes, Pteroclidae. The transcript is spliced from 3 exons. Gene Ontology annotation, molecular function: protein binding.
AUGGCCAGCUCCUCGGACAGUGAAGAUGACGGUUUCAUGGCCGUGGAUCCAGAAGACGCUGCGGUCGAAGGGACGAUGGAACAAGACGAUGAGCCGCACACUGAGCUGGAGGUCGAGGAGACCAGGCAUAACAGAUCAAUGUUGGAGCUCCCCGAAGAGGUUUUGGAAUAUAUCCUCUCCUUCCUUUCGCCGUAUCAGGAGCACAAAACCGCUGCCCUUGUCUGCAAACAGUGGUAUCGACUAAUCAAAGGUGUGGCCCAUCAGUGUUAUCACGGCUUUAUCAAAGCGGUGCAAGAAGGAAACAUUCAGUGGGAGAGUCGCACUUACCCCUACCCCGGCACUCCCAUCACGCAACGCUUCUCGCACAAUCCUUUUGGGUCUGAGCGGUGUGUCCCCUUUGACAGAAACUUCGCUUAG